Molecule: messenger RNA, 546 nt
Organism: Drosophila eugracilis
Lineage: Eukaryota; Metazoa; Arthropoda; Insecta; Diptera; Drosophilidae
Product: coiled-coil domain-containing protein lobo-like
Exons: 2
Biological process (GO): flagellated sperm motility
Cellular component (GO): motile cilium
Source: RefSeq, a predicted model, not a curated record
AUGCCGAAGGUAAUAUUCCAGAAGUACAAGAAGAUGGUCAGCAACAUCGACCCAAGUCGGCAUACUGCCAAGUUCAAGGAAAUAGAUGAGGCACGCCGCUCGCAAAUCUCGGAGUCGGAUUUUACAGAAGAAAUGGGUGCGGAGUACGAGGAGGAAAUGGAGGAGAUGAAAUCGAGUGAAAUUAGUUUGUCUGAAGGAGAACCUGCCCUUAAUAUCGGCAAGAUCGAUCUAUCAUUUCCCGAGACAGUCGAGGAGUUUGAAAACAGUCCACAGUGCUAUCCUCCCUCAUAUUAUACGCUUUCACCCAAGGAACGUUUACUCCUUCUUUAUGCUGAGAACUUCCGGAAGCAAUUGGUUCUCUCUUACCCGAAGAGACGAGCGAUGGUCUUGGCAUUGCCCAACGAAUGCAAAGUACAGAAAUUCGUUUGCACCACCAUCAGGCCAACGGCGUUUAUUUACACGCAACUCAUAUCAAGCGUUGAGGAAAUUGCCAAGUUUGUCGCCGACUUUGUUCAAUAUGAACCACUAGAGGACCCAAUAAAUUUG